Messenger RNA from Chrysochloris asiatica (Cape golden mole), 2403 nucleotides. RefSeq names its product disrupted in schizophrenia 1 (gene DISC1). Gene Ontology annotation, biological process: neuron migration; cilium assembly. The transcript has 12 exons. The record is from RefSeq and is a predicted model, not a curated record. Lineage: Eukaryota; Metazoa; Chordata; Mammalia; Afrosoricida; Chrysochloridae. The coding region runs from base 1 to 2403 and encodes 800 amino acids. Gene Ontology annotation, cellular component: centrosome; mitochondrion; microtubule.
AUGGUACUAUUUUCUGUUUAUCUAGGCAGCCAGAAGUGCUUCCCACGAGCAGCAUCUCUCCUGAAGAAGCGGCUGACAAGGCGACCAGGCUACAUGAGAGCUGCAGCCAGACCUGGGAUCGGGUUUCUCCCCACUGCAAUGGACACACCGGUCUGUGCCCAGGGUGUAGUAUGCUGUGAAGAGCGCCUCCACUCUGGGUCCAUGGCCAGGCACUGCGGCCUCUUCCUGGACAGUCAAACUGGGUUUUCUGGGGACCAGCCAGGCCUGGCUCUGUGCUUUGAUAGAGAACCCUCCUGGAUUCAGUCCAGAGCUGAGCCCACACUACCUGACAGACUUAUCAGGCCCUCUAACCCUGGGCAUUUGGGGUGCCAGCGAGAGUUUUCACCCAUGGACAGUUCUGAGGUUGUGGAUCCAGCCCAUGAGGUGGUCUAUGAUAAAGGAGCAAAGAGCAUCUGGGAGCAGGUGGACAGCAACAGCAGCAGCCAGGGAAAUGACCCCCAGGCCUCCUCUUCCUCUCCCAGCUCUCAGGACACCUUUAUGUCAAACUUCAGCUUCAUCCAGCUCUCCCUCAGCUGUGCGGAGGAACAUGGGGAACCAGAUAACUGCACACCAACAGAGGAGACUGAAUCGCUUCAUCAGAGCUCCACAGAGGUGAGAGCCAAAGCUGCCAACCAUGACAGGCCCUGGGAGGACCCAUGGCUUUUCUCCCAACCACCGCAUCCCAAGGCUACUCAGGGUGUGGGGGACUGUGCAUGGGUCACAAGGAGCAAACCCAGGCCUGGGAGGGAGACCCUCUCCUCACUGGAUGGACACUCUGCCCCAUCAUGUUCCUUGGUGUCUGGCCCCUCUGGCUCUGAGGGCAGCAACGUGAGGCAUGAUUACAGCUGGAAUGCCCUGCUCAAGAAGUACGGGCCUGCCCUUCAUGACUGUCUACUGAGCAACCAGAAACAACUGAAGAUAAAAUCCUUAAGAUUAAAGCUUCAGAAACUUCAAGACAAAGCAAUUGAGGAUGAUGAUUAUGAUAAAGCUGAGAAGUUGAAACAAAGACUAGAAGACCUGGAGAAGGAGACAAGCACCCUGCCAUUUCAGCUUCCUUCUAGGCAGCCAGAGCUCAUCAGUGUCCUCAAGCAACUGGGAGAGCAGGUUCAGGCAGCUUUGCAUUGGGCAACUCAGAAACAUGAAGAUUUUGGAGCCAACAAUGAAGACACCCAACCUGUGCUCAGAACAGAGCCCAAGCUGUUGAAAGCUACUGCUCAAGACAGACUGCGUGUAUCCAUCACUAGGCGAGACUGGCUUCUUCAAGAAAAGCAGCAGCUUCAGAAAGAAAUUGAAGUUCUACAAGCAAGAAUGUCCGUGCUGGAAGCAAAAGAUGAACAACUGAGGAGGGAGAUUGAUGAGCAGGAGCAGCUGCUAAGGUGGCCAGGCUGUGAACUGUCUACUCUGAUGAGCAAACUGCCCUUGGGGGAGUUGCAAAAGAUGGACCAGGCCCUGGAUGACACCUGGGCCUUGGCCAGUCAGCUUCUGUUCCUUGCAGAGCCACCAAAAACAAUAAGAAGCCUCCAGGAAAGGAUGAAAUCCCUCAACUUGUGCCUUAAAGAAAUUACUGCUAAGCUUGUUUUCCACCCUUCUCUCCCACAAUGUACUGUAGGAAGUCAUUUCUGUACAGCCAAGGACCUCACAGAGGAGAUCUGGUCAUUAGCCUCAGAGAGAGAAGGGCUGGACGAACUACUCAACAAGCUGUUGGUACUGAGUUCCGGAAACAUCAGAAAGUUGGAAACUAUUAAAGAAGAUUACAACAAGCUGAGAAGAGAACUGAAGCACCACGAAACCACCUAUGAAACAAAUGUGAAGGAAACUACUAUGAAGUAUAUGGAAAUGCUUGAGGAAAAACUGCACAGUUGCAAGUGUCCACUGCUUGAAAAAGUCUGGGAAGCUGACUUGGAAGCAUGUCAGCUCUUUAUUCAGAGCAUGCAGCUGAAAGAAGCCGGUGAUGGCCUGAGUGUCGAGGAUAGGGGACUGAGGAAUGACUUGGAGAGCGCUGCCAUGUCUGCCGCUAUGGCCAUACCACCUCUACCCUCCUCAGAAGACAAGAAGAAGACCCCUUUGCAAGCAGAUGAUGAGUGGAAGGCUCAGCAGAUCCCGUCUCCUCACUGUUUGGUCAGCAGACAGGAAGAGGAGUCUUACAUCGUUUCUGAAGAACUGGAAGGAAAAUAUGAAGCUAUAGGCAAGAAGCUCUUGCACUUAGAAGAUCAACUUCACAUAGCGAUCCAUAGCCGUGAUGAAGAACUCAUCCAGUGUCUCAGGAAGGAGCUGCAGAUGGUGAAGGACACUCUACAGAUCAUGGUCCUGCAGCUUCAGCCAGCCAGGGAGGCUGGGGAAAAGGAGGUACCGCUUCCUUCAUGA